Archocentrus centrarchus (flier cichlid) is the source of this 1062-nucleotide messenger RNA. RefSeq lists its product as uncharacterized. The record is from RefSeq and is a predicted model, not a curated record. Gene Ontology annotation, molecular function: ubiquitin-protein transferase activity. NCBI's taxonomy places the organism in Eukaryota, Metazoa, Chordata, Actinopteri, Cichliformes, Cichlidae. Bases 1 to 1062 code for a protein of 353 amino acids. The transcript has 7 exons.
AUGGUGCAAGGUGGAAUCAGUCACGGAGCAUCGCAGUUCCUGGAAUACCGAAGCUCGAAGUCCAAAGAGCGUCAGUCUUUUAACUACGGGCCUAGAGGAAGACACCGGGCUAAAGAACGAAAACACAUCCAGAUAAACAUUGGAUUGAUGGUGCCAAGUGGAACUGAUUUAAAACCUCUAAAAGGGAAAACAGUCCCAUUAUUUGUAGACCCAGAGGUAGGAGUACCCGAGGUACUGCAACAGGCUGUCAAGAAAAUGCGAAGAUUUAACAAGGACAUAGAAGAAGGACAGUACAUCCUGUUGUAUCCAGACUGCUCAGAGGUAGUCCAUGUGCCUGGAUCAGAAAGGCCAUUCAAAUUGGCAGACUAUAAAAAGGAACUAGGAGGGCCAUAUUCCAGAAUCACAUUUUUCAUUUGCCUUGAAACACAUUUUAAAGGAGCGGAUGAUACCUCAGACUCUGAUUCUGAAAUUGUCAUCACAUCAAGGAGCAGGGCUGAGUUCAAUCAAGCUGACACAGUUUUUGAACCACAAAAACAAAGCACUCCCAAAGAUAAGAUUGAGAUGCACAUAACACUACCUGACAUUGUAGCAAACCCGUCGCGUCCUAUUGAUCACAAAAGAGUCAGCAGGUUCAACAUCUCGAGGGCUAAUGUUUGGGAGGGAGCUGUCAGAGGUUUCAGACGUUCAUCAUAUUCAGAAAACUGUGACAUGCUGGUGAGAUUUACCAAUGAUGCAGGUGUUUACGAGGAAGGGAUUGAGGCAGGUGGUCCAAGACGAGAAUUUUUAACUCUGCUAAUAAAGUACCUGAAAGACCGACCAAUUUUUGAUGGACCAGAGGGACAUCGGUUCGUGGUCUACAAUGCAAAUAGGGUUAGAUAUGAUGAAUACUUCCUGGCAGGAAAGAUGAUUGCAGUUUCAGUUGUACAUGGAGGUCCGGGACCCCGUGUCCUGUCAGAAGAUCUAGUACAGUAUCUUGCUGGCCAGCCUUCAUUCAAACCAACAGUUAAUUUAAUAACUGAUGAAGAAAUAGGGAAAGCUUUGCGAGAAGUGGGGAUAACAUAA